AUGUCUUCAAAAAAUAUCCAACGCCAGCAUAAGGCAUUCAUUGCAAGUUCCGACGACUCGAAGAUAUGUGUUGUCAUGGUGGGCCUUCCGGCCCGAGGCAAGAGUCUCAUCGCCGGCAAGGCUAUGCGCUAUCUGGGCUGGGUCGGUAUCCCUGCACGUGUCUUUAAUGUUGGCAGUUAUCGCCGCUUCAGCACUCCACAGCCACAAGCGGCCUUCUUUGAUCCCCACAAUGAAGAAGGCGAGCGUAUGCGACGAGCUGCCGCAGAGGCUGCCAUGGCCGACAUGCUUCAGUGGUUUAACACUGGGAAGGGCGUCGUGGCCAUCUUGGAUGCUACCAACUCCACAAAGGAGCGCCGCAAGUGGAUCUAUGAGAAAUGCCACGAAGCUGGUAUCGAGGCUCUCUUUGUUGAGUCAAUUUGUGACGACGAAGACCUGAUUAUGACCAACAUCAAGGAGGUCAAGACGACAUCCCCAGACUACAAGGGCCAAGACCCCGAAGUGGCGGCACUUGAUUUCCGCAACCGCAUUCGCAACUAUGAAAAGGUGUAUGAGACCAUCGAUGAUGGCGAGAAGCAUUACACUUAUGUCAAGCUUAUCAACGUGGGUUCGACGGUCAUCAUCAACCAGAUCAAAGAUUAUCUGUCCAGUCGACUAGUUUAUUAUAUCCAGAAUAUUCACAUCAAGCCUCGUUCAAUCUGGCUAUCAAGGCACGGUGAGUCCGAGUUCAACUUGACCGGCCGGAUUGGAGGUGACUCCAACAUCUCCGAGCGCGGUGAGGCCUACGCCCGCGCACUCCCCGAGCUAAUGCGCAAGUCUGGAAUCCCCGAGAACACCAAAAUCGUGAUCUGGACAUCAACGUUGCGCCGCACUAUCCAGAGUGCCCGCCAUCUCAAGGCAGAGACUGGCUACGAGAAGCUGGAGUGGAAAGCCCUGGAUGAGCUGGACUCGGGCGUCUGCGACGGUUUGACCUACGAGCAAAUCGCUGAGAAAUACCCAGAGGAUUUCGCCGCCCGCGAUGAAGACAAGUACAACUACCGCUAUCGUGGUGGCGAGUCCUAUCGCGACGUCGUCAUCCGCCUGGAGCCCAUCAUCAUGGAGCUGGAGCGCAGUGAAAAUGUCAUUAUCGUUACCCAUCAGGCUGUUCUCCGCUGCAUCUACGCCUACUUUAUGAAUGUACCCCAGGAGCAGAGUCCCUGGAUGGAGGUGCCUUUGCAUACUCUUAUCAAACUCACGCCCCGAGCUUACGGUACCGAAGAGCAGCGCUUUAAGGCUAACAUCCCCGCUGUGUCGACCUGGCGUGGGAAGGGGACUUCGGCGAGGCACCAGGAGUUCCAUGCCGCGGAAGGAGGAAAGGCAGAAGGCACGGAGACCAAGCAUUAG
Messenger RNA from Penicillium robsamsonii, 1380 nucleotides. RefSeq names its product bifunctional nucleoside/nucleotide kinase/histidine phosphatase family protein. The record is from RefSeq and is a predicted model, not a curated record. Gene Ontology annotation, molecular function: 6-phosphofructo-2-kinase activity; ATP binding; fructose-2,6-bisphosphate 2-phosphatase activity. Gene Ontology annotation, cellular component: cytosol. The transcript is spliced from 4 exons. The coding region runs from base 1 to 1380 and encodes 459 amino acids. Gene Ontology annotation, biological process: fructose metabolic process; fructose 2,6-bisphosphate metabolic process. Lineage: Eukaryota; Fungi; Ascomycota; Eurotiomycetes; Eurotiales; Aspergillaceae.